CCGACUUUCGUUGUCUGCCGACUGUUCCACAAGCCGUAUCUUUCAGUACGUCAGACAUGAACUGGUUCAAGCUCAACCGCCUGCUGCUGCUGCUGCUGCCCCGUCCUUCCCGCUCUUGCCCACUGCCUCCCGCUCGGUCCCUGCCUGACAUGACAUUCGCGCACGAGCGGACGCAAUCAUUUCGGUACCGCAACGCUGCACAGUGCAGAGACCCUCAAGGUCCCCCCAAUCAUCGGCAGAAGCGGCACAUACGGGAUCACGCCCAAAAACGGGACUCAACGCUGAGUCCGCAAGACUCGGCUCUCCCGGGUCAUGGCCAGAGCGACAGGAAGGACAGCAACUGUGGCAGCACGGCGAGUGUGGAACAUGAUCACAUUUGGAUGGUGAGGCGAUCAUUCCGUUGUCGAAUCUGCUACCCGUGCAAUGACGGGGAGUCGGCUGCAUCACGAGCAGCGGGGCAUUGGUCGAACAGCCGAAGAUGCGCCAAUCCCGUUGAACAGGAUUCGGACUCGGUGAGGGAAGCCAGGGAGAAGUUGAAGACAGCCGCAGGUACGUUUAUCGUACUCGCGCGCAUUCUCAUGGUGUCAAUGAGCCCCACGAAGCGCACUUCAUCCCUAUCUCGGGCUUCCGCCAUCCCCAAGCAACAUGCAAACAACAUAGACACGACAAUCCCCUCAUGCUCUGCGCCAACGACUAGCCGACGUGGGGCAGCCACGAACUACGCGGUCAUGGACGCAAUUUCUUAUGGCAAAUAGCUCCCACAGAACGCUCUCCCCCUCUGAUUCCCUGAUUAUCGCCUAGACAUGCUUCUCUGCUGUGCUCCAGGCUACUGGGUCGGUCGACGUAUAUCAACACAUAUCUAGCCGUCAAGUGCGUUCCUGCUAUAGCCUCGCCCUACAUUGCUGCAUGAUGCG
Messenger RNA from Schizophyllum commune H4-8, 914 nucleotides. RefSeq lists its product as uncharacterized. NCBI's taxonomy places the organism in Eukaryota, Fungi, Basidiomycota, Agaricomycetes, Agaricales, Schizophyllaceae. The record is from RefSeq and is a predicted model, not a curated record. The transcript has 6 exons. Bases 57 to 755 code for a protein of 232 amino acids.